Hydra vulgaris (swiftwater hydra) is the source of this 612-nucleotide messenger RNA. RefSeq lists its product as uncharacterized. The record is from RefSeq and is a predicted model, not a curated record. Lineage: Eukaryota; Metazoa; Cnidaria; Hydrozoa; Anthoathecata; Hydridae.
AUGCAUUGCAUUCUCCAUCUGGUUAACACUACCAAUAGAUUUUUGAUCGCCAAUACAUUGAACAAGGUAUUCCAAUUUGUCUUUACUAUUAAGCCUCAUAAUCAAAAUCUACUUUUGUUUGCUAAACGCUCAUCUACCUCUCUCCUAAACUUUUCAUUUGAUUCUGAAUCUGUUCAAAAACACCUUGAGGCACUUGACAAAUAUAAAUCUGCUGGAGAAGAUCAAAUAAGUCCUUACGUUCUUAAAGCAUGUGUCACCACAAUAGCAGCUCCGUUUGACAUAAUUUUUCAAUUGUCAAUGGAACAAGUAAUUGUACCAAAGGCUUGGUUUGUAGCUAAAGUAACUCCAUUGUUUAAAAACAGUUCUAAGACCGAUCCUACAAACUACAGACCAAUUUCCAUCACUUCUGUACCAUGUAAGAUAAUGGAAAGACUGAUUAAAGAUAAGGUCAUGCAUCACUUAUUAUCUAACAAUCUUCUCUCCCAAUGUCAACACGGAUUUAUCAGCAAAAAAUCAUGCACUACAAAUUUACUCGAAACUAUGGACUUUUGGACCUAUACUGCAUCACAAAUGCGACCUGUUGAUGCCUUAUUUCUCGAUUUUGCCAUUUGA